This is a messenger RNA of Mya arenaria, 5178 nucleotides long. RefSeq names its product deleted in malignant brain tumors 1 protein-like. Gene Ontology annotation, molecular function: G protein-coupled receptor activity. Lineage: Eukaryota; Metazoa; Mollusca; Bivalvia; Myida; Myidae. The record is from RefSeq and is a predicted model, not a curated record. The coding region runs from base 68 to 3763 and encodes 1231 amino acids. Gene Ontology annotation, cellular component: membrane. Gene Ontology annotation, biological process: negative regulation of angiogenesis; cell surface receptor signaling pathway; G protein-coupled receptor signaling pathway. The transcript is spliced from 32 exons.
UGAAACUGCUAUCAGAUAAGUUGCAUAAAAAGUUAAAACCAUUCCUUUCAUUGAUGUUAUCCCGAAAAUGUGUUAUACGAAUAUAAUUUUGGUUUUCGUGAUAACUGAUUAUAUAAUUUCUUCUUCAAUUAUUGGGAUAUCAGUCGCAAUUGGGCAAGGAGGAAACGACGAUGUUUAUCAUUCUGGAGACUCUGUAUCAACUCUACAGCCCACGUUAAAAGAUGAGACGCAAGUGAGGCUUGUAGAUGGGCACACUAAUAACGAAGGUCGUGUCGAGGUGUACGCGAAUGGACACUGGGGAACAAUAUGUGAUACUUCCUUCGACACAAAUGACGCAUUGGUUGUGUGUAAAAUGCUGAAAUUAAAUAAAACUGAUGCCAUUGUACGAACGAGUGCUUAUUAUGGAGAAGGCAAUGGUCCAAUCUGGUUAGACGAUGUUCGCUGCGUUGGAAUUGAAUCAAACAUUAAAGAUUGUGGUCAUAGAGGAUUGGGGGUACAUAACUGCGAUCACGAUAACGAUGUAGGGGUCAUGUGUGUGACAGAUACAGGGCAAGCGAUAGUGCGGCUUGUUGAUGGACAGACUGCUUUUGAAGGUCGUGUUGAAAUUUUCAAGUAUGGACGCUGGGGAACAGUAUGCGAUGAUUUCUUCAACUCGAAUAAUGCUUUGGUUGUGUGCAAUAUGCUAAAUAUGACUGUAACUGAUCCAAUUGUAAAAACGGGAGGUUUUUAUGGAGAAGGCAAUGAUCCGAUCUGGCUGGAUGAUGUUGUCUGUCUUGGAAAUGAAUCAAAUAUUGAAGAUUGUGGUCAUAGUGGAUUUGGGAAUAGCAACUGUGACCACUAUGAGGAUGUAGGAGUUAUCUGUGCGUCAGAUUCAGCGCAAGCGCAAGUGCGACUUGUAGAUGGACUGACUAAUUCUGAAGGUCGGGUAGAAGUUUAUAAGUAUGGACUCUGGGGAACAGUAUGCAGAGACGACUUCGAAUCAAAUGAUGCAUUGGUUGUAUGCAAUAUGCUAAAUAUUACUGUACAAGAUACCAUUGUAUUAACGGGAGGAUAUUAUAAAGAAGGCAAGGGUCCGAUCUUGCUAGACGAUGUUCAUUGUCUUGGAAAUGAAUCAAACAUCGAAGACUGUGCUCAUGGAGGAUGGGGUCAUCACAACUGCCUUCACAAUGAGGAUGUAGGAGUUAUGUGUUUGGAAGAUUCAGGACAAGCGAAAGUGCGACUUGUUGAUGGACUUACUAAUUUUGAAGGCCGUGUUGAAGUUUACAAAUAUGAACGCUGGGGAACAGUAUGCAGUGACUUCUUCGACUCAAAUGGUGCAAGGGUUUUAUGCAAAAUGCUGAAUAUGAAUGUAACUGAUGGCAUUGUAAAAGCGGGAGCCUAUUAUGGACAAGGCAAUGGUCAAAUCUGGCUAGACGAUGUUAAUUGCCUUGGAAAUGAAUCAAACAUCGAAGACUGUGCUCAUGGAGGAUGGGGUCAUCACAACUGCCUUCACAAUAAGGAUGUAGGAGUUAUGUGUGUGACAGAUUCAGGGCAAGCGGAAGUGCGGCUUGUUGAUGGACCGACGUAUCUUGAAGGCCGUGUUGAAGUUUACAAGUAUGGACACUGGGGAACAGUAUGCAGAAACGAUUUUGACUCAAAUGAUGCAUUGGUUGUAUGCAAUAUGCUCAAUAUUACUAUAGAUGAUGCUACUGUAAAAAUGGGAAGUCAUUACGGAAAAGGCAUUGGUCCAAUCUGGCUAGACGAUGUUCAUUGCGUUGGAAAUGAAUCAAACAUUGAAGACUGUGCUCAUAGGGGAUGGGGCCAUCACAACUGCCUUCAUAAUGAGGAUGUAGGAGUUCAGUGUGUGACAGGAAAAAUUUCAAGGUCAUGCGCCGCAUCCAUCGAACAAGACAGAGAAUGGCCAGCAGUUCUUGACGGACAGAUAUCUCUAAAGGGAUGCGGUGAGGGGUACCGAGGCGAUGUUUAUCGUCGUUGUCAAAAUGGCAAUUAUUUGAGCCCCGUUAACAAUUGUACAAAGAUCGCCAUACAGGAUCUACACGUUCAGGUGUUUAAUGGUUCCCUGAAUUCCACAGAGGCUUUGUCGAGGCUAAAACAGGAAACAAAUAUCUUGACGACAGAUAGUAAGCACUUGCCAACAGCGGGCGAUCUACAGAAUGUAAACCAAAUCCUUGAUAAAGUCAUUGACGACAUCGAAAUCAAUUCUGUCACAAUCGUGAACGACACUGACAGUUUCUUCGAAGUUGCGAAUAAUUUAUUGGAUGGAAAUUCGACAUCGUCAUGGAAAAGUUUGAUUAAUGACAAGGGAGUUGGUGCCGACUCGGUAAUAAAUACAAUCGACCGGUUUAUUACGAAAGUUGUGAACACGUCUGUUACGGUUUUGAACAAGACUUUCGAAAAGCCAAACUUGUUGAUAGAAAUUGGAGAAGUAGACAGGUGUGACAAUAUAAUGUUUCCGUCUACUGCCGCUAACACUAAACAAGCCAAGGACAGCAUGGGUGAUCAGAUCGUCGUUGGCUGUGGAACAGAGAUUGGAAAAAAAGUAUUUAGCGGCAGCUUGUUUAAAAACAUGUCGGGAAUGUUGCCUUCAACUACCGAUAUCGACUCGUUAGACAGUUCAAUCAACGGGCCGGUUUUGGCCUUUAGUUUUUACGGACAUGAACUCAGAAAAGAGGACGUCAUGCUAACCUUCCAUGUCUUUGAUAAAAAAUUAAGGAAGCCUGCAUGUUCCUUUUGGGACACAAAUCAAAGCGAGAAAGGCCACUGGUCCACAAACGGAUGCACUUUGAAACACUUUGACACCAAAAAGAGAACCGUGUCCUGUCAUUGUGACCACCUUACAAACUUUGCUGUUCUUAUGAGCCCUGCCAUUACCACUGAGACGGAAACUAUUCAUCAUCGCCGCCUUGGAGUUUUAUCAAUCGUGGGAUGCAGUAUAUCUAUAAUUGGUUUGGUUCUUACCAUUACAACCUAUGUGUGCUUCUGGAGGGCUGUACGUUCGAAUAGGUCAGUUUUGCUUCUCAACCUGUGUACGGUUCUAGUUCUGGCUUACGUCCUGUUUCUUGCAGGAGUGAACUUCACUUCGCAUCAUGCCGUGUGCACGUCCAUUGCUGUUCUUCUCCAUUACAUAUUUUUGGCUGCCUUUUUCUUGAUGCUAUCGGAAGGAUGUAUUAUUGCACAAAUGGUGCUCAGACCCCUUGACAAAAGGAACAUUUUAAAAAUAUUGCUUGGAAUUUCUUACGAACUUCCCCUGGUCGUUGUGGUCAUUUCUGCUACAUUAUCUAAACUGAAAGGUUAUGGAAAUGAGAAAUUCUGUUGGCUUAGCAUUGACUCGGGACUUUUCUGGGCUUUUGCAGGACCGGCAUUGACAAUUAUUUUUACGAACACCAUCAUCACGGUCGCUGUCAUCAAAAGGUUGUUUGGGACUUCCGCUAUGUCAAAACGAGGAGAUGCUGACAAGAUCAAGACCGGGCUACGGAGCGUGUGUAUCUUGUUGCCAGUGUUCGGGAUCACGUGGCUGUUCGGAGUGUUUGCUGUCAACAAAGAUACUGUCGUUUUCCAGUACCUCUUUGUCAUUUUCAACAGUAUUCAGGGGGUCCUUAUCUUCAUCGUUCAGUGCAUAAUGGAUCGGAAGGUGCAGGAGGCGUUCAGAGCAAGGCGACCCAGAUGGCUUGCACCAGAGGUAUCGACCACUGCAAUCGAAAUGAAAACGAAAUCCUCGGCUGUAGGAAAAUCAAGCGUGAUGUCCAACGAAUCAACUGCAUAACUGACGAAUAUGCAGUCUACAUGUAUGUCGAAAAAGUCGAAUCUGAAAAUGUUAUAGUUGACAUUAUACAUUUGUCCAUCAAUUGAUCAGAAGAUCGGUCCGUCUGGGGUUAGAAACCUCACACAUGAAUGAGCCUCACUUGAAUGAUCCUUUAAUUGAAAUAUACAUCCUCUUAAAUCAAUAAAGGUUGCUUCAAUAAGAACACUUUUUUUAACGAAUUCAAACAAACAUUAAGUUAAGUAUUAGUUAAAUGCUUCCUUUUUACUGAUUUGGUUAAUAAUUAAAAAAUUACAGGUCACGAUUUGACUUGAUUUUGUUGAGUAGGUUAUAAUAAGCAUAUUUUUAAUAAAUAAAUGCUUAAGAAAUGUCGAUAAUUAUGGAGCCAAAUGACCGGUUAUUAAUUUGAAUUAUCAUUUAACAUUUUAUCAUAAUACUUCAACUAAUAUUUUUGUAUGCUUAAUUGUUAUAAUCAAUUGUAUGCAAUUGAUUUUUUUUUCUGUACGCCAAGUCAGUACCUAGUCAACAUCUAAGUAUUGCGUAUUUAGUGUCAUUUAUUAUUUCAUUGUCUGAACAUCGUUUGUACCCUAAUCGUUUGCCGAUUACAUUGAUGACUAUAUUUAGAUGUUAUGUUUAUCAUUUUUGGCUUAUUGCUUGUUUGCUACAUGAAUUUUUCAGUCAUGUCCGAGCUACUUUACCAGAGUAUUUGAAGAUUAAAAAGGGAUAAAAAUGAUUUUUUUUCUUUGUCAAAACGAAAACAAGUGCAAUAAAAGUUCAUCAAAGUUUCACUAUUGCAAUGAUUUAUGGUUAGUUUUGUUUCUGUACCAAAACACUUUGUCUUAAGACAUACGUUUUCAUUUAUUUGAUCGAUCUGAAAUCAUUAUUUUGAUAUAAUUCUAUGGCGUGUAGCCAUUCAUUUAAUAAAACAACAAAACUGUGUUCUUAUCAAAAAGAUUAUGUUUAGCAUGUAAAUACGCAUUUAUGUUCCCAAACUAUGUUAAUGAUGAUUUACUUUUAUUUUCUAUGAAAUAUUCGCUUGUUUGUUCAAUAAUAAAAAAAUAAAUUCCAUUCAGGAACUUACAUAGAUUGCGGUAUGAUUUAUUUGCUGAUGUUCUUUUGUACUAUUGUGUCGAGGGCAUCUUUAUGUCCAUUAGAGUUUCACAAUUGUUUACUGGUUCAAACGUAUACCAUUACAUUACCAAUUCUAACUAACACUGUUUUAUUCGUAAAUUGUUUUCUAAAAAUCAGAUCGAUAACGGCACAGGCCACAUAUUUUAAUCGUAUUGCAUUUGCACUAACUCAGAUAAUAUUUCCAAACUAUAUGCUGAUCCCUUUUGGACACUGAUGUAAACAAGUGUUAAAAUGUCUGUGAAUUGGAAUCUGCUUCAUCGGUUGUAAGAUCCGCCCAAUGUGCCAUC